CAUCCGAUACAUUAUUAUCGUAUCGCAAUUCACAAUCAUAGAGCAUAAUAUAGUAUCUGGUCGAAGAUACGAAAGAAUGGAGGAAAAUCUUGCUGCCAAAUUGUGUUUACUUCUAGGAGAACAAGCCAGCAAUGCAAUGCAAUGGAAAUUGCUUGGUCAAGAAAAGAAUGGCUCGUUAUUACUUGGAUGGGUAGAAAAUGUAUCAUCCGAUCGAGGUGACAAUUCUUAUUCUGUAAUUGGUCUUUAUGAUCGAGUUAAGGAAAAUUUACAGGUUUUAUAUAGAUUUUCAAAAGUAUUCAAUUUUGUUCAAGCUAGCAUCAAUCAAUGUAAUACAUUAUUAGGAUAUGUCAUAAAGCAGAAAUCAUAUAUGCAUUUGAAAGAGCAUCAAACUGUUUUAUCGAUGAAUUGUAAAAAAGUAGAAAAAACUCAUAGUCACGAAUCUUUUAAUGAAGAACUUUUAAAUUUAGAUAUUGAGUUUUAUGAAGCUCAUAUCAUUGAGUUUAAGACUGAGGUAGCAAAAAUACAUACUCUAGAAAAUAAUAAAUUAAAACAAGUUAGACUACAAUUUUUGUAUAAAGAAAAAUGUUUGCAAACAUUGGAUAAACUUAUAGUUUUAGUGCAUCAAGAAUAUAUUCAAAUAUACACAAUUUUAUAUAAUGCAAAUUUAGAAAGUCAUAUGAUUAUAGAAUUAAAACAUGAAACUUUAGUUAAAGCUUUUAUAUGGGCUCAAUGGGAUGCAACAAAUCAAGUACUAUAUCAUAUACAUCAUCGAAAGACAUCAACUAGUUUAUUCACUGAUGAUAGUACUGAAAAUUCUCAUAAAUCAACUUCUGUUUCUCCAACACUUAGUGGUUUACAAUUUCAUGAUGAUCUUCCUCAUGAAACUGUGUUAAAUAUUCCUUUAAAUUUACCUCAAUCAUCAAAUUCUGAAAAUUGCGGUACUUAUGAGGAUGACGUGAUACCAUUAAGAAUUCAUGAUUGUUCAUUAGAUCUUAUUGUUAUCUCGGAUUAUAAAGGUAUCAUUUGUAUAUGUCAUUAUUAUCUAUAUAGACCAGUACAACCACCUCAACAAGUCUUAGAUUCAGUUAUUAGUAAUUUGAAUACAGUUCAUUUUGCUUACUCUAUAACACUGCUUCAUCAUAGUUGUGUAAUACACUGUGUUGUACCUGGAAUACCUUGGAUCCGAGCCAAACUCAUGAGACCAACUUUUACUUUAUACGAUGAUAAUCAUAUGAUUGUAUUUAUACAAGAUUUUUUUACGCAUAUAUUGGAUAUUGGACUUCAUCAUCAACCUUGCUGUCAUAUUUUGUGUGGUCCACUUACUAAUGUCCCAUCUCAAUCAUCUUAUCUUGUCCCUUUAUUUAAUCAGAAUAAUUUAUGUGAUUCUAAUAACAUGAAAACCAAAUACUCUUUUAAUGCGGAUACUAGUAUUAAUGGAAGCAGUAAUAACACUAGUCUUCUUACAAUAGACUUACCAACGCUGGACCUAGUUUAUUUAUCAAUUUCCACCAGUUUUUUAAUUAACGUUUUUAAGAAAAUAACUUCAACAGAAGUACGUUUGGGAAUCCUCCAUUAUUUUCUUUGUCAUAAGAAUGAUUUGGAGACAGUUGCUGAAUUAAUAUCUGCAAUUGCUGAAAAACCUCGUUUUUUAGAUAUUGUCAAAGUAAUGCAAGAAUUCUUAAUUAGUGGAACUCAUUCACUGGUACAAAAAAAUUUACCACCAGAUGCAUUAUCUUUGUUGCCAUUAGUACCAGUUACCAUGAUGGAAGAAUAUGCAGGCUUUGAGGCAAAAAUAAAUGAUUUAAAUGUGACGCUUAGUCAUGAAAAACUUUGGAAUACUUCGGUAAUGCUUUUGUCCCCACAGCAAAGACUUAUACCAUAUAGAAGUGAUUUAUGGACACGAUUAUGGGAUUUGCUUAUUAAGAAAAGUGAUGAAUUACCUCGAUUUAAGCCAAGUCACAUUGCUGAAAAGUUGUUAGUUUCAUUGGCUUGUUAUCAACCUGAAGCAUUAUCUCGAUGUACUACACCAAUGUCACCGAGUGGAGGUUUUGCUGUCACUACGGCCGCACUUGGAGAGUUGAUGGGGAGUUGGCUUAAGUAUGGUGACUAUAGACUUCCCUUCGUUGAGAUGGAAAGUUGUACAGCUUCAAAGCAAGAGCAUAUAGUCUCGGUCAAUUUGCGUGAGCUCUCCGUGCAUUUAUUGAAAUACGGAACACAAAAUAAUCUUGGUCGAUUUAAGGGUUCUUGCACGCCAUUGCAUGUUCAUUUAUUGUCUACAAGGCAUGUAGCCUCGCAGUUUGAGACUUCAAGACUCUUGUGUCAAAUGCUGUGUAAAGCGGCAAACAUUGAUUCUAGGCUCGAGCUCGAACGUGGUUUUUCUUUAGUAGACAAUUUAGAAGAUUCAAGACGCUGGUUAUUAUUUACAUUAUUAGAGAGGUAUCGAUAUGCAACGGAAAGUAUUGCAUUUCCUGUACCACAAGGAUUUAUGUCGUUCUUUACUUAUUUAGGAUACCGAACCUUACAUUAUUCUAAGUUUCUUCAAUAUGUACGACACUCCGUUUUUGAGCUGCAAGUUGACGUUGCUAAGAUUAUUAUGGCUGAACACGAGCGAAACGUCUACUUAAUCAGUGGUUUCAUCCGAUAAGCUUUAUGAUGAGAGCUAGAGAACAUGCGGCUAACAUUUUAUCUGGCGAACUUUGUCAAUCACGUAAUAAACUUUC
Messenger RNA from Ceratosolen solmsi marchali, 2720 nucleotides. It is a transcript of the gene pigeon, whose product is annotated as gamma-secretase activating protein pigeon. The coding region runs from base 77 to 2644 and encodes 855 amino acids. The transcript has 8 exons. NCBI's taxonomy places the organism in Eukaryota, Metazoa, Arthropoda, Insecta, Hymenoptera, Agaonidae. Gene Ontology annotation, biological process: positive regulation of amyloid-beta formation. The record is from RefSeq and is a predicted model, not a curated record. Gene Ontology annotation, cellular component: trans-Golgi network.